This is a messenger RNA of Monoraphidium neglectum, 1104 nucleotides long. RefSeq lists its product as hypothetical. The coding region runs from base 1 to 1104 and encodes 367 amino acids. The record is from RefSeq and is a predicted model, not a curated record. Lineage: Eukaryota; Viridiplantae; Chlorophyta; Chlorophyceae; Sphaeropleales; Selenastraceae. The transcript is spliced from 3 exons.
AUGGCGGUCACGGCGAAGGCGCCUUCGCUGCUCUUCGACCUUGAGAUCGAGGGCUUCGAGGGUUUCUUGCGAGAGGAGCGCGACGCUGCUGCUGCUCUCGAGCGACUCAUCCCCCUGCUGCGCGCGCUGCGCCCCGGCAGCAAUGGCGGCGACGGCGCCGCCACGGUGGAGCUGCAAUCCUACUAUGACCGCCUUGCCCGCGAUGCCGCCGCAGCUCUGAACGUCGCCACCACUGGCAGCAGCGCCGCCCCCGCCAACGCCGCUGCGGCCCCCGCCACGGCCCCUGCGAUCGACGGCGCCGCGCUGCCGGGGCAGGCAGCAGCCGUCCCGGCUGAUGGGGCUGCGCUAGACCUGCCCCUGUUCCUAGAAGUGUUGUCGUGCUGCGGCCACGACGGCUGGCUGCGCACCGGCAAGGGCCCCGACGCGGCCGGCGACUCAGCAUCCGGCGACAGUCCGCGCAGCGACGCCGCCAGCCCGCGCUCCGCCGGCGCCGCCACCCCGCGCUCCGCCGGCGCCGCCAGCCCGCGCGUCCCCAGCGGCGUCGGCGCCAGCCCCCGCAACGCGUCCUGGGUCAACUCCGCCGCCGCCGCCGCCUUCGCCGCCGGUGGCGCCGCCGCGGCGACGCCGGACGGCGUCCUCCGCCGCACCUCCGGCGCCGCCGGCAGCGGCAGCGGCGGCGCGGCGGCCCUGUGCCCGCCGCAGCACACGUUCGUUGUCGUGCGCGCGCCGGGGCAAGCCGGUUCCGACGGCGACGGCGCCGCCUCCGUGGCCGCUGACGUCGCCGAGUACCAGCAGAGCCCCAUGUUCGUCGUCGACCCGAGCUUCCGCGAGCGCUUCUCCAUCGCAUCUAUCGCGGCGGCGUCGCCGGUUUACAGAGCGCUGGUCGCGGCGCUGCCUGCCGUCGUGAUAGGCACGGCGGAGGGGCUGGAGCCCCUGGUGUCAUUUAUGUGCGAGCAGAUGGACACCUCGUUCCGCGCGAGCGGCACGCCGCUGCCGCCGUGGCGCGAGCAGUCGUACAUGCUCAGCAACUGGUUCCCAGAAGCUGCCGAGGACACGCCCUUCUCCUUCUCAUUCAGGACGCCCCAGAUGGCACCCGUCGCGUGA